GUGAUAGCCCCACGUCUUGCAAUCAUCAGUUGGUGGGCUUUCAAGUUACGAGAACUAACUCGCUCAUAUCCUCACAGCUGAGCAUCUCGACUCUUAACUCAAACGAACAAGAAAAAUGUUGCAAAGACAAGUUCAAGCUAAGAUUUUCGCCAAGCGCAAUGCCGAAGAGGAGCGUGAAGCUCAGGAAUGGAUCGAAACGAUUUUAGGUGAGAAGUUCCAAGCCCCGUACGAGGACGCUCUUCGUGAUGGCCAGAUCCUUUGCCAGCUUAUCAACAAAUUGGCACCUGGAUCAGUCCCCAAGAUUAACACAUCCGGCGCCCAAUUCAAGCUGAUGGAGAACAUCCAAAAGUUCCAGAAGGCGAUCAUGGCGUACGGAGUAGCUGAAUUAGACGUUUUCCAAACAGUCGAUCUCUGGGAGAAGAAAGACAUUUCCCAAGUUACUACCACCAUCUUUGCCCUAGGCAGAACGACAUACAAACAUCCAGAAUGGCCCGGACCGUGGUUGGGCCCCAAGCCUGCUGAAGAAAACAAACGUGAGUUCUCCGAUGAUGUUAUUGCGGCUGGUAAAACUGCCAUUGGUCUCCAAGCUGGAACAAACAAAGGAGCUACCCAGGCUGGCCAGAAUAUGGGCGCUGGCCGAAAAAUCAUCCUCAACAAAUAAUUUUUUUUAGUUCGAUCAAAAGUAGAUGCCUUUUUUCACUUGAUUAAUUUUUUUUUUCUGAUCAUUUCUAUUUGGCGGCUUUUGAUGUUUACAAUUUUUAUCUUUUAAAACUUCCCCUUUUUUCGUGUGUAUUUUGGAGCCUAUCUUGGAAAACAUUUUUAAAGAAGAUGAAUGUUAUUUUGAUAUGUAUGAGGCGCGGUAGAAAGCAAAAGUUCCAGAAACAGAAGAGGAGAAACCAAGCAACGGAGAAUUUUUUUUAAAACAUUGUUGUCUUUUACAUUUGAAUAUGUAGUGGAUUUCAUGAUGAACCUUUGAUCAGCAAUACAAUGAUUUCCCCCUUUA
Messenger RNA from Daphnia carinata, 1003 nucleotides. RefSeq names its product muscle-specific protein 20-like (gene Mp20). Gene Ontology annotation, biological process: actomyosin structure organization. Bases 116 to 661 code for a protein of 181 amino acids. NCBI's taxonomy places the organism in Eukaryota, Metazoa, Arthropoda, Branchiopoda, Diplostraca, Daphniidae. The transcript is spliced from 4 exons. The record is from RefSeq and is a predicted model, not a curated record. Gene Ontology annotation, molecular function: actin binding.